This is a messenger RNA of Entrophospora sp. SA101, 222 nucleotides long. Lineage: Eukaryota; Fungi; Glomeromycota; Glomeromycetes; Entrophosporales; Entrophosporaceae. The record is from the annotation of a GenBank genome assembly.
AUGCCAUUACAUAUAAUUGGGAAGGCUGAUAUGUGCACGUCCCUUCUUCAGUCUGGAAAUUUAGCUGUUGAUUUAAACCAUUCGUGGGCCGAAGAAGAAGAAGAUAAAACUCAAGUUGAUGACAGAAGCGUUGUUCUGAAAACACCCACUUUUGAAGAGUAUUGUAAAUUCAUUACAAAAGAAGUUUCUCAUUACAGAAUUGAAAUGUGGAGUGGUCUGUAA